This is a messenger RNA of Maudiozyma saulgeensis, 1488 nucleotides long. The record is from the annotation of a GenBank genome assembly. Lineage: Eukaryota; Fungi; Ascomycota; Saccharomycetes; Saccharomycetales; Saccharomycetaceae.
AUGACAACAUCAGUUCAGAAGAUUAAUAUUUCAGAGAUUCCAUCUGUUAAUAAAUCAAUAAAUUAUAAUAAUGAAAAGACCAAUAUGAAACUUCCAGAUGAUAAAAUAUAUACUAUUAAUAUGGGUACAGAAGUAUUCAAAUUAACUGGAUUAUCAUUUAAUUCAGAUUCACCGAAUUAUUUUACUGAAUUUUUCACUAAAAAUGAUGGUAAGACAGAUUUAUUUUUAGAUAGAAAUAGUCUAUCGUUUAAACGUAUUAUGAAACAUUUACAAGGUUACUAUUUAGAUAUUGUUGAUGAAGAUGAAUAUUCAAUGUUAUUAGCAGAUUCAAUUUUUUAUGGUUUUAAUAAAUUAACGACAGAUAUUAAAGAAUCACCAUAUUACUAUGCUAAUAUUGGUGGAAAAUCAUUUAAAUUUUUGAAAAAAUUAUUUAGACGUGAUGGUGAUUCAAAUAAUUAUUUUCAAGUCUUUUCAAAUACAAUUAAUUCAGAAAUCGAAUAUAGGUUUGUUAAUAAUAAGUUAUCUGUUGUACCAAUUUCAUCAAAUUUUGUUUCAAGAUCUCCAGAGUAUUUUCAAAUGUUAUUAGAUUUAUUAAGUGGCUCAACUUUAACUCUAUCUUCAGAUUUAAGAGACACUUUAAUUAAGGAAUGUAAGUAUUAUCGUUUUCAAAAUUUAGAACAAAGAUUAAUUAACGUUUAUCGUAAUACAAAUCCUUUCAGUGAUGUAGCAGAAAUUAAAAUUCAAUUAAAUGAUAUUAAUUCAAAAGGUUUAACUAGUCCUAUUGAAAAACAUAUGAUUUCACAAUUAAAUAAUCAUUGUAUGACUAAUAAAACUGGCUGUAAAAAUUCAUCAUCACAAAAUGGUGAAGAUUGUGAUAAUAGUAGUAAUAAUUCUAGUGAUAAUGAAAAUAAUGACAAUGAACCAGAAAGGAAAAAACGUAAAAAUAAUGAAAAUCAAAGGCCGUGGGAUAUGGUAAGAUAUAAACGUCCAUUUAUCGAUGACGUUUCAGCAGAAUUAAUUUUCCAAUUAAAUCCAAAUGAAAAUUCACUUAUCUUUAAUAAAUAUAAUAAGAUUAUUCAUAUGGAUAUUACAGGAAAUAGUUUACGAACUUUCGAUAGGGCUUUUAAUGCAUUUUUAUCCCGUCAAGGGAUAACUCUUAAUAAUUAUAAAAGAAAGUUUGCCGCUACAAAAGGUGGAAAAGAAAGAGAUCAUCUGGUAUUACCUGCCUGCAUAUCUAUUAGCGAUUUACAAGUUAAUGGCGUUCAAUGUAGAAAUAUUUGUCAAUUAAUUACUGACUCCAAAUUUAAUGAUGUCGUAUAUGAUGUUUCAGGAAAGGAUGAUAAGAAAUAUUCUCCAGGUUUAAAACUUCAUUUAUUAAAAUCUUUAUGGAAAUUAGGUAUUAAAGAUGGUCAAAUAAUGCUUAUCGCUAUAAAAUUAGAUUCAUUUAGCGGUCUAAAGGAAUUUAACAAAUUAACCGAAUUUAUAUAA